AUGAACAAAAAUGAAACACCGUGGAAGCUGUCGAUGCUGGAGAUGCUUAACAAGCACAAGAGCGUCGAGUUGAUGCCGUCGGAGAAAAAUCCGGCCAACUGCGACUUGGAGGCGAGUGUCAUGGAAUUGCCGCUGAACAGAAAUCCGGUCCUGUGGGUCGCUGCACCGCCAACACCGUUAGUGAAGACGCUAGGUUAUGGCACCGGUGUGCAAGUUUAUGUCGUGAAGCGCAAUCUAACCACCGAGGAACGCUCACCGUGGGCGAUCAAGAUGCUCAGUGCACGGGAUCCGAGUAAUAGAGCCAUGUUUGACAAGCGUCUGUCGCAGGAAGCAGUUAUAGUGGAAAAUCUCAAACAUCCUAACAUAGUAGGUUUCAGAGGCACAAUACAAUACAAUACAAUAGGUGUUGGCCGUAGUUUUCUCGCACUAGAGUACUGCAACUCAUCGCUCGGGGACAUUCUGGAAAAACGAUACGAAAAGAACGCGGGUCCGUUGGAGGCCGACAAGGCCAAAAGAAUGGCCAUCGAUGUGCUAAGUGGGCUAGUGUACCUCCAUGAAGACGCACACAUCCUCCGCGGGGACUUGAAGUCCUUUAAUGGACGACGCUGUGGUAGAGCCAUGUUUGACAAGCGUCUGUCGCAGGAAGCAGUUAUAGUGGAAAAUCUCAAACAUCCUAACAUAGUAGGUUUCAGAGGCACAAUACAAUACAAUACAAUAGGUGUUGGCCGUAGUUUUCUCGCACUAGAGUACUGCAACUCAUCGCUCGGGGACAUUCUGGAAAAACGAUACGUAAAGAACGCGGGUCCGUUGGAGGCCGACAAGGCCAAAAGAAUGGCCAUCGAUGUGCUAAGUGGGCUAGUGUACCUCCAUGAAGACGCACACAUUCUCCACGGUGACUUGAAGUCCUUUAAUGUGCUGAUUAACCAGAAUUUUGAAAAUGCCAAGAUUUGCGACUUCGACGUAAGCGUUCCGUUAAACAACAAAGGCUACCUGGACCGCGUAAAGGCUCCGAACGCACGCUACAUAGGGACGACGCUGUGGCUACCUGGACCGCGUAAAGGCUCCGAACGCACGCUACAUAGGGACGACCCCGCGCUUAUUAGUGUAAAGGCGGAUAUUUUCGUCUUUGGAUUGACAAUUUAUGAAACGCUAGCACUGACACCGCCACAAACCUUUGCGGGCAUUAUGGAUGAGGUAAUUACACACCCUGCAAGUGUUGCCAAACGUCGGUUGGACAUGUCCGCCGAUGGUGAAGCUGACGAAGCAGAGUGGCGCAGUGGAAGCGUGCUGGGCCCGUAA
Anopheles coustani is the source of this 1299-nucleotide messenger RNA. RefSeq names its product lymphokine-activated killer T-cell-originated protein kinase homolog. Bases 1 to 1299 code for a protein of 432 amino acids. Gene Ontology annotation, cellular component: cytoplasm. The transcript has 4 exons. Gene Ontology annotation, molecular function: protein serine/threonine kinase activity; ATP binding. Lineage: Eukaryota; Metazoa; Arthropoda; Insecta; Diptera; Culicidae. The record is from RefSeq and is a predicted model, not a curated record. Gene Ontology annotation, biological process: protein phosphorylation.